UGUUGAUGAAACACAGGACUUGCAGUCAUGGCCAAUGUUGAUCCCACGGGUGUGUUGAGUGCGCUUGUUUCUGCAGCUGUCAACGAAGUGAUUGGGCUCUCCAAGUCUGGCAUUCAUUGCAAGGAGAAGUGCAGCGAUUUGGAGGAUUCUUUGACCGAAGCAUCAGCUCUGCUGGGUGAACUGAACAGGUUGAAGAGGCUAAACCUCUUGUUCUUGAGUGCCAGUCCCUACAAAAUCCCAUUCUAGAUUUCCCAAAGAGGAUAACACUUGCUACCAAGAUUGACCAGUGCUCCAAAGCGAUUCACGGGCACUUGGCUGCAGCUCCUCGGCAUCUUGGCGUUGAGCUUCUGCAGAGAGUUGCAUUGAAGAAGCAAAAGGAGGUGCCCUCUAAUGUGGUUCCAAAGGAAGAACAGCAUGUUGUUCCUCUGGAUGAGCACAUUUUUGGUAUGGAAGAGAUGCUGGAGCGGGUUGUAUCAGACUUGCUGGGGUCCCCUGUAAGCAGCAAGUGGGUUGGAGUUCAUGGAGUAGGAGGUGCUGGAAAAACACUCUUGGCCAAACGAGUAUGUGAAAACCACCAAGUCAAGGAGCAUUUCGAUCCAGUUUUGUGGCUAACAUUCGGUCAGACAUGUCAGGUGGAAGCAAAACAAGCCGAACUUGCCAAUCAAAUCAGACUAGAAAGUCGGAUUAGCAAUGAAACACUGAGGAGGGGGCUUGCAGGAAAGAGGUGCUUGAUGGUGUUGGAUGAUGUCUGGACAUCUGGCGAUCUUUUGGAUCUGUUUGAUGUGGUGCAAGAGAAUGGAAGCAAGAUCUUCAUUACCACUCGGAAACUUGAUGUGCUUGACAGCAGAGGUGCAAUUAAAACCAAAAUGGGGCUUUUGGGAAAGGAAGACAGUUUGAAAUUGUUCACAGUCCAUGCGUACCCAAACCAAAAAUAUGCUCAGAAUCAAGUCAAGAAGAUAGUAAUGGAGCAAGUUGUGGAGAAGUGUGGGGGGCUUCCACUGGUGUUGAAGGUAAUUGGCAGAAGAAUGGCAGGCAAACAAGAUUGGGACUUUGUUUUGGGAAAACUCAAUGAUCAACAACUUGCUACUCUUGAUGAGGAACAACAGGUAUUGCAGCGACUUAAGCUGGGGUAUGAUGCAUUGUUACCUCUGGGCAUCCAGCAGCACUUUCUCUUCUUUGCUGCGUUUCCAGAAGACAGGCAAAUUGGAUUCUGGGAUCUAUUCAAGUGUUGGAAAGGGGAAGGGCUGGUUGCCAACACAGCAGAGGCCGUGAAUGUUUUAGAAAGGCUCAAGAAUCACGCACUUAUUACUGACGAAGAAAACUCUCCAGGUGGACGGUGGCUGGGGGAUAAGAGGUACAGGAUUCACGAUGCGUUAUUGGCUCUUGCUUUGCACAUCUUGGAACAAGAAGGCCCCAAGUGUUACUUCAAGGUUGGCUGCUCGAAUGCUUGGGAUGCCUUCACAAGUAACUACAGCAAGAUUUCACUGGUGGGGUGUCGUCUACCUAUAGGGAAGAACAGGGUCACAGUUUCAAGCACCACUUGCAUGCUCCUGGAUCAAAAUUAUUUCCAUCUUACUUCAUUGCCAAGCCUCUCUCUUUUCAAAAGCUUGAAGGUUUUGUGCUUGAGUCGCAGUGGAGUGGUAACCCUACCACAUAGCAUUGGAAAGCUCAAGAAUUUACAGACUCUAGACUUGUCUUGGAAUACAUCACUCCAAAGCAUUCCAGAUUCGCUGGGAAAGUUGACCAACUUGUCAUAUCUGGACUUGGGGAAUUGUCGGACACUCGAGACUUUCCCCGUGGAUGCUUUGCUCAAACUCACCAACCUGGUCUAUAUAAAUGGAGAGAACAACUUUGCAAUGUGGACUUGCCACAGGUUGCAUCAUCGACUUUUCAAACAUAAGAAAUGCUUAAACAGGAGGUUUGGUCUCCAUCUAGAUGGAAUGUUUCAGGCAUUGACAAAGUUGGAAGUGUUGAUUAUUCAUACAAUGUUAGCUGUGGAGCUACCUGCAAGCAUAGGCGAACUGUCCAAUUUAAAAGAGCUGGAAAUAAGGGGUCAGACGAGGGUAACAUAUGACAGCUUUCGAUGCUUGACCAACCUUGAAAGUGUGAAACUGCAGGAAUUGGAUCUUCCAUUGUCAGACUGGGAUUGGAGCAGAUUUCCAAGGUUGAGAACUUUGGAAGUGGGAGGCUUAAAUGGGGAAUGUGAGUUUAAAGUAACCUCCAGCAUGGAGAACUUGCAAACCUUGGUUAUAGGUUGGAAUCACCACCUUGAGUGCCUUCCUUUCUUAACACAGGAAAUGCUUCCCAUGCUGACAAGCCUCUCCCUUUCGAAUUGUGAAAAUUUGACUGAGGUGCUUACCAUUUCUCAACUGGCAUCACUAAAGGACCUCAGCAUCUGGAUGUGUCCAUCCUUGAAGGACUUGCCUAUCUCGUUCCUUCCAAAUCUAGGUAUACUUUAUCUAAGUUCUUGCGACAAAGUGACCACACUCAACAUAUCCGAGUGCCCAUCACUGAGACGUGUUAAAAUCGAUAGCUUCGGCAUGCUUGCCUGUGUUGCAUUCGGUGGCAAGUUCCCACGACUUCAAGAAAUAUUCCUUGAAGGAUUUGAAAAUCUCCCAGAUGUCUCUCUAGGUGCCAUGGAUGCGUUCCCACAGCUGACGCGGUUGGAAAUAGAGAGCUGUGGUAUUCACCAGCUACCAGAAUGGUACGCUUCAUUCACAAAGUUGAGAGCUCUGAAUUUAAGGCAUCUGGAAAAUUUGGAUGUGAUACCUGAUGGUGUUGCAAGGCUUCCUUUGCUAAGAGAGCUUGAUCUGAUGGGUUGCAGGAAGAUCAGCAUGUUACCCUCUGCAGAUUAGCUCCCUUUAUCCAUCCUUGGAGUACUUAACCUUGACUGGCACGUCUGUCUCUCAGGAGCACCUCUCGCAACGCCUUCUAAAAGUUGUACGAAAUGGACAGAAGUUACCAGAUAAUAUCGAUGACUUUGCUUGAAGUUUAUGAAAGUUGACAGUGUGUCAUCUAUGGUGUAGAGGGCGAUCCAAAGAGUCUGGAAAUCC
Messenger RNA from Selaginella moellendorffii, 3053 nucleotides. Its product is annotated as putative disease resistance protein RGA4. The coding region runs from base 456 to 2855 and encodes 799 amino acids. The record is from RefSeq and is a predicted model, not a curated record. Gene Ontology annotation, biological process: defense response to fungus. The transcript has 4 exons. Lineage: Eukaryota; Viridiplantae; Streptophyta; Lycopodiopsida; Selaginellales; Selaginellaceae. Gene Ontology annotation, molecular function: protein binding; ADP binding.